CCACGUCGUUGGCUCGACCGGUCACGAAACACCCGCCGUCUCCCACCCACCACCUGCAGCUCCGACACCGGACCCGCAGAUCCGACGGCCCACGUUCGCCCCCUUUCCUCUUUUUAAGAGCGUCAAAAGUGUCUCUAAGCAUUUUCACUUCUCCCAUCGUUGUACCGAAAGCGAAGUCGAGCCAAAGACCAGAUGAGAUGGGCGGUCGUCGCCGGAGCGAAUGAUUGCUAGUGUCGAGAUUCUCCGGCGAGCCUAGCCGCUGAUGGAGAGCUUCGUCAAGCCGCCGGAGCACGAUCUCCGCCUCGCGUUGGACGGAUGCACGCUCAAGAGGAAGAGAGGAGUCCGGGAGCUGGCCUCUCGCGAGUCCGCUCCCGAUGGUUCGAAUCAGAAGAUGCCGGAUGUUCCUGCGGAUUCGGUGACGCCGCGCCCGGUGGAGUCGCCGUCCUCGAGCCGGUCGUCGGAGAAGGAGGAGGACGGGCCAAUAGGGCUGGUGCUCGGCGGCGGAGAAGGGGAGGGAGAUGCGCGGAGCCUGACGUGCGUGUCUCAUGGGUCGAUAUCGGUGAUCGGGAGGCGGAGGUCGAUGGAGGACGCGGUGACUGAGGUGCCAGGCGCGGUGGCCGGGAAGCUGGGCUCGUACGACUUCUUCGGGGUAUACGACGGGCACGGCGGCGCGAACGUGGCGAAUGCUUGCCGCGACCGGCUGCACAAGCUGUUAGUGAAGGAGAUGGAGGGGAGGACCGACGUCUGCUGCGACGGAGGUGGAGAGAGCGAGUGGAGGGAGGUGAUGGAGGCAUCUUUCGGGAAGAUGGACGAGGAGGUCGGAGGGAAGGGAGUGGACUCGUCGAUGAGGACGGCAGGGUCGACGGCGGUUGUGGCUGUGGUGGGGGAGGAGGAGAUUGUGGUGGCGAACUGCGGGGACUCGCGAGCAGUGUUGUGUCGCGGCGAUGUGGCCGUGCCCUUGUCUCGUGAUCACAAGCCUGACAGGCCAGACGAGAAGGAGAGAGUGGAAGCAGCUGGAGGAAGGGUCAUAGACUGGAAUGGAUCCCGUGUCCUAGGAGUGCUCGCUACAUCGAGGUCAAUAGGAGACUAUUAUUUGAAGCCAUAUAUGACAGCAGAGCCGGAGGUCACGGUAAGCAGGAGAACAGGGUCGGAUAACUUCCUCAUGAUAGCAAGCGACGGGUUAUGGGACACGAUCUCCAACGAGGUUGCCUGCCAGGUCGUGAGGAGAUGCCUCAGUGGACAAAUACAGAGGAGGUUCCCUGAGGAGCUGAGAGGAAGUAGCGCCGCCGAGGCGGCGGCAGUGCUAGCCGAGCUGGCCAUGGCCCGAGGUAGCCAAGACAAUAUCAGCGUGAUCGUGGUUGAGCUGAAGAAACCGAACUCGAAGAGUCCUUAAAAAAGAGGAGUUCCUCAUCAUUUGGGUGGGUUGUAGUGACCCUCCUGGCACCAUGUAAACUAGCAAAAUGUAAAUAGGUGCUCUGCGACUGAGAACGUUUCUUUAUGCCCAUAGCUGGGCUGUCAAUGUUCAUCUUGUGUGAUCUCUCUCGUACUAACUUUAAGUUGAAAUUG
This is a messenger RNA of Rhodamnia argentea, 1566 nucleotides long. Its product is annotated as protein phosphatase 2C 51-like. Gene Ontology annotation, cellular component: cytosol; nucleus. Gene Ontology annotation, molecular function: cation binding; protein serine/threonine phosphatase activity. NCBI's taxonomy places the organism in Eukaryota, Viridiplantae, Streptophyta, Magnoliopsida, Myrtales, Myrtaceae. Gene Ontology annotation, biological process: protein dephosphorylation. The transcript is spliced from 4 exons. The coding region runs from base 263 to 1393 and encodes 376 amino acids. The record is from RefSeq and is a predicted model, not a curated record.